AUCUGUCCUAUGGUCCCAUCGACUGCAUUCGUCCAAGGCGCGCAUCUUGUAUUCCACUUUAAAGCCAGGCUUGCACCUGUCAUAUUCUCGGAGCUGCACAAGUCAUCAUGAAGACUCUCCCCUGAUCAACUGACGCAUUCGUUCCUGUCAGCGUCACCGCCAGACCACAAUACCACGGCCAUUCUUGCCUGGAAACAGGACCAUCCAACGCCGACUGGCCACUGACCUUCCUUACCUGCUCGUGUCUGUGCGUCCUGCCUAUCUCAUCCACGCCAAGCCUCUGUACCGGAGACCUUUUAAACAUUGUGGUUGUCCCCCAUUUCCCAUACUCCAGUAUCGUCUGAAUAAAUCAACCUUUCAGAUUCACUUCCUUUGGCCCUCCUCCGACAUCAAACUCGUUACCACAGCACCGUCACCAUUGCUACCAGGCUCGUCCUUCGGGUGCUUCAGCCUCGCUUCGCAGUUACCAAGUCUGUCUCGUUCACGACUACCACAGCCAUGGCCACUCAGCUCGAAAAGAAAGUGAUCCAACCUGGGAACAAAACUGACUACCCAAAGACUGGCGAUGAAGUCACCAUCCAGUAUACCGGCUGGCUACAUGAGCCUUCCAAGGCCGCCAACGGAUACAAGGGCAAGCAAUUCGACAGCUCUGUUGGCCGUGGAGAUUUCAAGACUCAAAUCGGCGUUGGACGGGUGAUUCCAGGCUGGGACCAGGGCGUUCUUCAGAUGUCAUUGGGAGAAAAGUGCACUUUGACCAUUCCUGGACGCAUGGCAUACGGCGACAGGGGUUUUCCUGGCUUGAUCCCUCCGGACGCAACGCUGAUCUUUGACGUCUAUCUCAAGGGCAUCAAUAGCAAGAAGAUAUGAUUUGAGUCCGUGGCUUAUGUAGCCAGAAAAUGUGCGUCAGGAUAGUGUCAUCAUUGAGAGGGGUGGCAUGCUGCAUUGACAGGUUUCAUAUGCUAAAGUAAUGUUGCUUUUGGCGUUUUGUAGGAGCAAGAGUCUAGUGACAAUGGCUCUGACCUGGUUAUGGGUCGAUUCCACGUGGUGGAGAGGUUGUCAAUAUCUGUCGUCCUUAGCAGGCAGAGAGGGCAAACCCCACUUACGAAAUGGCGGUCUUACUAGUACUCGUAUCAGCAUGGCAAAAUGGGAAUGGUACACGCAGCUCUAUUAUGGAGUAAUGCCCCAGGCUAUGUGCUGGUCCUGGUCUAUGUGAGUGGACAUCUCGUUUGUUUCUGCAUAAACCCUGCGUGCAGCACCUACCAGUAGAC
Exophiala xenobiotica is the source of this 1268-nucleotide messenger RNA. RefSeq lists its product as uncharacterized. The transcript has 6 exons. The record is from RefSeq and is a predicted model, not a curated record. Gene Ontology annotation, molecular function: peptidyl-prolyl cis-trans isomerase activity. Bases 499 to 867 code for a protein of 122 amino acids. NCBI's taxonomy places the organism in Eukaryota, Fungi, Ascomycota, Eurotiomycetes, Chaetothyriales, Herpotrichiellaceae.